Aplysia californica (California sea hare) is the source of this 1389-nucleotide messenger RNA. RefSeq lists its product as uncharacterized. NCBI's taxonomy places the organism in Eukaryota, Metazoa, Mollusca, Gastropoda, Aplysiida, Aplysiidae. The record is from RefSeq and is a predicted model, not a curated record. The transcript is spliced from 10 exons. The coding region runs from base 28 to 1389 and encodes 453 amino acids.
CUGUUUUUCUGUGCGGAUAAGUUCAAGAUGACAAGAUGCAGUCCUUACAUAAUAUCAUCAAACCUGGCUGUCUGCAUCUGGAUGAUGAUAAUCCCUACCGUCCGGUCAACUCUGGAUUUCCACGAUUACAAACUUCAAGGACUGGGGAAUAUCACGGAAAACAUUGGAAAAGAUAAAGUGGCUGGUUACUUCAUGUUGCCUCACAUAUACAGAGUAUUUAUCAAUGCUGGAUCAUCCCGGGAAGCUAUGGAUAGCACCAAAGUCUCAAAAAAAUGUCAGAACAUUUUACACAACUACCGCAAGGCCUUGUCAGAGAAAGAUGUUGCGGCAUGGAAAAUGUAUGAUGCUACAGGAAAGCAGCCGUCUGGGGUGUUGUUUGGUGGUACUGCCUGGAAAAGCAGCUAUGAUCAGUGUGUAGUGGAAGUUCUGAAGGACAAAAGUGCAGACUCCAAAAGUGUCAGCCUUUCACCACAGUUUUGUGCCGUGUACAUGUCUUCAGCCCCGUGGAUUCCAUCACUCGUCAAAGCAUUUAAAGUUCCAUUCUCUAUGCAAGUCCCCUCUUUCUUUGUGGACGUUUGUGUACCCAAGCUAUGCUCCAAGUCGGACAUUUUCAACCUUGUGGAUGCAUUCUUGAAACGGAACACCAGAGACCGCAAUGUGACAGUGGAGUCUGUAUCCUGCCAGUAUUCCCACCAAAUCACAAAGGACCCUGCAGCACUCAUUUCUGUACUGGUUUUGUGUUUUUUCCUGCUGAUGACACUGCUGGGUUCCUUGUAUGAGUUCAUUGUCAAGUGGCAUGAUGAUUGGGGAGAGGAAUGUACUUCAGAUGAAUGGAUUUGGCCUGUCGGGAAUAAAAUGCCAGAAGGUGUCCUCUCAUGGUUCCUUGUUUCUAAAAUUGCUCAGCAGCUCCGACCGAAAUCAUUGUCAGAGGUAGAAGUGAUCAAGGUUGUGCAGUGGGAGGAUGACUCACUGGAGGAGAGUCUGCCUAGGUUUAUCGAGGACCAGAAGAAUGAGGCUGAUGGUAGGAGUUCUCGUCGCAAGUCACGUGUCAGUUUUCAUUUCUCUGAUAAACCUUACAGGCAAAAGUUAUGUGGAAAUAAUUCUUGCUUCUGGUGUUUGUCAAUUCCGUUUUUUUUGGUUGUCGAGAUUGGUUUUUUGGCUUCUGCCAUUAGAAACAAUACCAGACAGUCGAGAAGGUCGAUAGCUGCAGAAAGUAAAUUAUCAGAAAAGUCCAGUCUGACCCCCGGCUUCUUGGAUGCUCGGAGGCUUACAGCUAAACCAGGUUCCUUUGAACUGCGACCUUCCCACCGCAUCAAGAGGUACGUGGCUUCAGCUCACCGACACAGUGGUUCUGACCACGAGCUGCUGAGAGCAGGUUGCCAGAGAUAA